Penicillium maclennaniae is the source of this 1431-nucleotide messenger RNA. RefSeq names its product OTU family ubiquitin thioesterase. Gene Ontology annotation, cellular component: nucleus. Gene Ontology annotation, biological process: protein K48-linked deubiquitination. Gene Ontology annotation, molecular function: ubiquitin binding; cysteine-type deubiquitinase activity. Bases 1 to 1431 code for a protein of 476 amino acids. The record is from RefSeq and is a predicted model, not a curated record. Lineage: Eukaryota; Fungi; Ascomycota; Eurotiomycetes; Eurotiales; Aspergillaceae. The transcript is spliced from 8 exons.
AUGUCCUUAUCAAAACCUUGGAGUCAUUUCGGUCCUCACCAUCCUUUCCCGGAAAAACAGAACUAUUACCGGGACGCUUUCCCCCCUUCCCUUCUUCCUCCACUAGGGUUCUCCAUUUCUGCGGCUUUUGCCCCGGGACCCACCAUGAGUAACGCCAAUUUGAACGCCUUGCCGUUGGAUGAGAUGGAGCGCUUCCAGAAGCUGUCUAAUGAGUUCGAGCCGGAUGUUCAGGGGCCCCUAGUCUCAACAAAGCAGUCCAGUCAUAGCAUUGCUAUGGACUAUGCCAAUGCCGACCCGACUCUUGCUACAAAGACAAGUGCUCUUGCAAUUACCCACCCGAUGACCCGCAUCAUGAAAGGCGAUGGGAAUUGUGGUUGGCGCGCGGUGACUUUUGGAUACUUCGAAACCCUCUACGCUCUGCGAGACCCCAUACGUGUUCAGCGUGAAAUGAGUCGCAUUGAAUCGCUUAAUACAUUGCUUGUUCAGGUCGGCCUCGACCCCACUCUAUACGAGAUCUUUGUGGAUGCCACUGAAGAUGCAUUCGCACAAACCUUGGCGGCUAUCCAGAAUGGCGAGCAGGAUGAAACAUACCUGGUCAAUGCCUUCAAUGAUGAAUUCAACUCAAAUUCCAUCAUUACUCACUUCCGACUACUCACCAGCACCUGGAUGAAACUCAAUCCUCAACAAUACCAAGCCUUUCUCUCCGGGCCCUUGGACGAAUACUGUGCUAAACACAUCGACCCUUUGAAGACGGAGAUCGAUCAAGUCGGACUCCAAGCUCUGCUCGACGGAUCCGGGUUUGGAGUCGAGAUUCUCUACCUUGAUCGAAGUGAGGGCGACGCAGUGACGCCUCACCGGCUGGUUUCCGGAUCUACCCCGAAUGGACCCACUGUCCGCCUGCUCUAUCGACCUGGCCACUAUGAUCUUCUUUACCGCGCCGAGCAGACUGUGGAUAUGACACCCAUGGUUAACCUCCAAUACGGAAUGACUUCAAACUAUACCCCUUGGGACCAAGGUGCUCUCUCCUUCGACGUUAACUCAAGUUUGAUGUCCAUUCCCAAUUUGAUGGCAGACCCCGGAUCUGGGUUUGGCAUGCCCAUGUCUCCAAUUCCAUCGGUACCUCAGACGCCAGCAAGCCCGUUCCGAAUAUCCACUCCCCAGGACAUGUACCAGUCACCCCUUCAGAAUCACGUUCCAGUUCCCGUCUCAUCACCUCCACCUGUGAUGCCUUCGGCCCCGCCCCCAAUGACGACUCUACCCAACAGAUCUGAAGGCCCGCAGAUCCGCUUGAAUCCGUUGGUGAUGAAACCCAACCUGAGCCAUUCCCUGCCAGUGACCACCCCUUUUAAAAACUCCCCCUACAAUCAAGCGCACUUCCAGAACCAAGAUUUUGAGCCCAUUCACUGGGAACCAAGUGACUCGCGUCGGUGA